Phanerochaete carnosa HHB-10118-sp is the source of this 429-nucleotide messenger RNA. RefSeq lists its product as uncharacterized. The record is from RefSeq and is a predicted model, not a curated record. The annotation marks the transcript as partial. Lineage: Eukaryota; Fungi; Basidiomycota; Agaricomycetes; Polyporales; Phanerochaetaceae. The transcript is spliced from 2 exons.
AACCUACCUCGGUGCCCUGUCUUCAAUUCACUCAUGCAGGUAUUUCUUUGGACUCUCAAGGAGACAGGUGCCUGUGAUGUUCCUUUGCUCUACAAGCUUCGCCAUACACAAGAGAAACUACGCCAGAAGUGUGGCGUACCCUCUAUACGAUGCCAGUCUGAACUCGGGAAUGUCUUCUACAUGAAUGAUAUUCGGAGUAUUAUCGCCAAGGAUUGGGCAAACCCCCAGACUCGACCAUAUAUCCAUGUCUAUCCUGAGGUCCCAGAGGGUGGAAUCCGUAAGGUCUGGCAUGCUAAUAAGUGGCGCCACGAGAUGGACACACGGAUGCUCAGCCCGAUGUACGAUGCCGGUGCUGGUAAGCACUUCUAUGUCGACGAGCUGGCCAAGCUGCAGGAUGGAACCUUUGUUAUUCCUAUACGCUGGGUUGUA